AUGUCUGACUUGUACCGUUCAGCAAUCAGCGCUCGUAUAGCAAAGCUGCCAUCUCUUCCUCCCAGCGACGAGGACGAUGAGCAAGAUGAGGCUACAAAUAUAAUAGGUCUUCUGCCAACUGGCAUGGGGCCACCUGCAUUGCGAACUCCAAAUGCUGCGUUCUCGCCGAUAUCUGCAUCUGAGUUCUUCACCGAAGCCAUACAGGUGUCUGUGCCUUCCGCAAAUCUCGAUAUUCGCGUGUAUCACACACCUCCAAAGUUGGCAUCAGGGACUUUGAUGGUUUGCCACCACGGUGCAGGAUAUUCAGGACUCACUUUUGCUUGCUUUGCGAAAGAGGUAUCGGAUAUGACCAAGGGCGAACUAGGGAUCCUAUCUCUAGAUGCGCGACGCCAUGGAAAAACUACAUCAACUGCUCCAGAUGAGGAUCUUUCGAUAGAUGUCCUUACAGCCGAUCUGCUCGGUCUUCUUAGAACUCUUUACCCCGAUCCUGCAUCUGCUCCUACAUUUCUAUUACUUGGCCAUAGUAUGGGAGGUUCUGUUGUAGUCAGGACGUGCCCUAUGUUGCUCGAGCUAAAGUACAAAGUGGCGGGUGUCGCUGUGUUGGACGUGGUAGAGGGUUCCGCAGUUGAGGCCCUUCCUCAUAUGCACAGUCUCCUCAAUUCUAGGCCAGAUGGAUUUGAUAGUUUAGAAGAAGCUGUAGAAUGGCACGUCAACACGAAUCUAAUCCGCAAUCCGAACUCGGCUAGGGUGUCUAUCCCUGCCGUGUUUGUGCCAUCGUCAUCAGACUCUUCUCUUGUACCUGCUUAUCAGUGGCGGACACCUUUACGCUCGACUGCAUCUUACUGGUCGAGUUGGUUCACUGGGUUGUCGAACAAGUUCCUUGCUGCAAAAGCUGCUCGCAUUCUUAUACUAGCUGGAACCGAUAGGCUUGAUAAAGAACUGAUGAUUGGACAGAUGCAAGGCAAGUUCCAAAUGGAAGUUUUGGCCAAUGUUGGACACAUGCUACAUGAGGAUGAUCCUACUAGGCUAGCUGAAAUACUCGUCGAGUUCUGGAAAAGAAAUGACAGAGUCAUCAUCGGCGUGAAGAACAUCAAGAAGGUUGGUGAGAAUUGA
Messenger RNA from Serpula lacrymans var. lacrymans S7.9, 1113 nucleotides. RefSeq lists its product as uncharacterized. Gene Ontology annotation, biological process: protein demethylation. The transcript has 8 exons. Lineage: Eukaryota; Fungi; Basidiomycota; Agaricomycetes; Boletales; Serpulaceae. Gene Ontology annotation, molecular function: protein methylesterase activity. The record is from RefSeq and is a predicted model, not a curated record. The coding region runs from base 1 to 1113 and encodes 370 amino acids.